UCCAGCUGCCUCCAACAGGGCCAAAGUCCCCUCUCGCCUGGCGCGGAGGCAACAAGAGCGUUGCCCGGGCGGGUGCUUGCUUUGGCACCUGGGAUCCUGGCUCCCUGCCCGUUUCCCUCCUGGCGGUCUGGCCCUGUGCCCGGGGCGGAGCGGACUCAGGUGAGCUGAGCCGCGACGGCGCGGCAGGCGUGUCCCCAGCGGCGAGGGCGGCCCAUCCUGCUAACCCCACGCCCGGCGCACCUGCCCGGCCAGUGCCAGCCCGCCAGCUUCCCUCGACGGUCCUCCAGCCAGAGCCAGCCAUGUACGGCAUCCAGCAACAAACCCAGGCGACGACGCUGCCGCCGUGCAUGCGGCCGCUGCAGCCCUCCUACACCCCGCCGGCCCCUUGCUACGUGCCGCCCGCGCCGGCUCCCUCCUACGUGCCGCCCGCGCCGGCCCCCUGCUACGUGCCGCCACCGCCGGUCCCUUCCCGUCCUUGCUUCGAUCCUUGCGGCCAGCCGACGCUGCCCAGGCCGCUGCCCCCGCAGACGUGCCCGCCCCAGCCGCCGGUGGUGACCGCCAGGCCCUGUUACGAGCCGUGCGGCCCGCCGUCGGUGUCCCGGCCGCUGCCCCAGCAGACGUGCCCGGUUCCUCUCCCAGCCACGCUGCCCCGCGCGCGGCAGAACCGCCCCGCGCCGCUGCCGAUGCCCCUGCAGUGCCCAGACCCGGUGCCCUGCCCCCAGGACGGCUGCCACAGCGGAGGCAGCGUGGUCUACGAACGCGUCCGGACUUACAGCAGCCCCGGCGGGAAACGCGUGCAGCUCCUGGACCCGCCCAACUGCUUGCCUCGUGCGCCCUCCCCCUUUGAGACCACCCCGGGGUGCCAGCACGUCAUCUGGAGCAGCGACCCCCCGUUGCAGGAAGUCCAAUCUCCAUCCUUGAAAUUGUCUCCUUAUUCCCAAGGCAGUGUCCGGAGGGUUAUAUUAGAGAAUCCUGGCCAGGAGCCCUUGUCUCCACUUCUGAGAGAUGGAAAUAAGGUGAUAUAUGAAAAGACAAUAAGAAAAUAUGAACUGCUAAAUCCAGAACAGCAAUACCAAUAUGGCCUCCAGUCUGACCAGUGCCAAGUCAGCCAACCAGUGGAACAUGUCCAAGUGGUCCAGCAGUGCCAGCAAACACAGGCGGGCAAUUGCUAUGACGUAAGUCCCAUCUGUGUCAAUGAUUACGGAAGUGGGAAUGUGAAGAAGGUCACCCUUCAGACCUGCGAACCGGUGAAAUGUGUUUAUGAAGUAAAUGAUCAGUUGGACUCUCGGUUCUUUGGCGAGCUCCUGGCAGAACUGCACCGCAAGAGCAGCGAACUCUAUAGCUGUUUACUCCAGCAUGUCGAUAAGCUAGGUGGAAGGAGAUAUGAAAUCGACUCUCUGAAUCAAACGGAAGAUAUUGAGAGUUUGAUUCCUAAAGGGAUUUCUGAAUCAACAAAGCAACAAAUCCGUUAUCUCCUAGAGAUGAGAGUAACAGCUGAUAAGUCAAUGAGGCUUGUCCUUGCUACAUUCAACAACCUUCGAGAAGAGCUUGUUCAUCUUCAGGAUGACUUAGGGAAACUGGAAACUGACAAAGUGCUGCUUGAGAAAGACCUAGCUUUUAAAGAGUCCCAAGUAAAGGAGUAUGAAACCCUUCUGGAGUCGGUGCGAGAGAAUAAUCGCCAGCAGCAGCAAGCCCUCAGGGAGUACACUUUGAAGUGCCGCUCGCUGGAAGAGCAGCUCCUCUCUCUCCGGCACAAUGAUGGAGACCGAGAGUUCCGGCUGAAAGACCUGGAAUACAGCAAGCGAGCCUUGGAGCAAGAAAUCCAGAAUCUGAGACUGCAGGCUUCCUCUAACACUCCAGGCCAGACCACCGUUGACGAACUAUCCAGCCGCUAUGUGGAGAUGAUCAACCAGCUUAGAGAGGAUAAGGACAGGGAGAUCCGCAACCUCAGGUCCAAAUUAUGUGAAUUCCAGCGGGAUUUUUCAAGGAAGCAGGGGAGUGACACUGACCUCCAGAUUAGACUGCAAGAUCUGACUUUAAGGCUGGAAGAGAGAGAUGCCACAUUGAAGCAGUUGGAAGAUGAAAUCUUCAGAUUGAAGCAAGAAAAACUAGCAAACAAUUCAUCCCAAGGAGUAACAAAGACUAUCAUCACUAAAAAGUACAGGAAUCAGUAUCCCAUCCUUGGCCUCUUGUCUGAUGACUACAAUGUCACAUCACCUGUAAAGGAAUCACAGACAAUUGUAAUUGAAAAAACUGGGGAAAUGUGGAAGCAGGAGGCCUAUACGGCUGAUUAAAGAACUGCUUCCUUUCUUUCAAGUAUGAACAAGUUCCCUGGACAAGCCACAGCUGAUCAGAGGAGUUCAUGUGCAAAUGAAUGUUGUUACAUUAUUUUUCCGCUUUUCUUCUUCUAUUGAUUUUUCAAGUCUGAAACGCAAAACAGUCAUGGUUAGGGGGAAAAUGUUACAGGCACACUACAUAAUGUGUGUGUGUGUGGAAUGGGGGUGUCUUGGCUUUGAUUGUUCACAUAUGAGUGGUUUUCAAACAUUCUUCUUCCUUCAGUCUUAAUUGUAUUGACAGGUUAUUGGAAAGUAUUGGCAGAGUAUUGGAGAUACUCUGGUGUGUCUUGAAAAGGAGUUUGAGGUGCAUGAGUUCAUACAAGGGACUGCCAAGUUUGUCCUCCCCAUUGACCCAUGGGAACAGAGAAUGUCACUUAGAAUGUACCCAGUUCACUGCAAAGGUGAGUAGCAGUGGGUGAAUGGUUUUUCAGGAAAGCUCAUAAGAUGUUAGGAAGCUGCCUUGUACUGAGAGCAUUAGUCCAUCUCAGUACUGUUUGAAGCGAUUUCAGGUGGGAUGCUUCACAGUCCUACCUGGAGGGGCCAGGAGUUGAACCAGUUGAUCUUCUACAUGCAAGGCAGAUGCUCUAACACUGAGCUAUGAACUGAGCUUUUCAUCAAGGGACGCUUGUGUUCCCUCAAAUGCAAUGUGGCAACUAUAGAAAAUUGUCUUUUGAAUGAAUUCCCCGCCCCCUAAUGCCCUGUCCUAUAAUCUCACUGAAAGACAGACACACACAACUCAUUAUGCUUUGGAUAAAAUAAGAGUUUCUCCUCUCCCUCCCUCUCUCUCUUUUUUCGAAAAGUUCAGGUGUGCCACUUUUGAAAUUAAUCCAUCAUGCUGGAUAGUUAGCAAUGUCUGUGGGUUGACUUCAUCACUUUGCAGUGCAAGGUCAAUUGACAAAACUGAACAGUCAAGGUUAAGUUGUAUAUAGUAAACUUGCUUGCAUGAUUUUCAUGAUGUUAAAGGGCAGGGGGUGGGGAGCCCAAUAUACUGGGGUGUGUGAAUUGACUAGAAAGGACCAUUUCCCAUGGUAGAUAUCAUGGUCAACUUAAGUUGGGAGAUUAUUAGCAUGUGUCAUUCAGAGAAAAUUACAUGAUGCUUAUGCCCAUUUUUCAAAAGUGACUUGGAAAUGGUGUGAUCACCCAGUGACCAUAUUGGGAGCUUUAAAUAGUGUAGAAGUCACACCAUGCUCCCCCUUGACCUAAUGCUAAUGAGGACUCUUCUCCAACUUGCCUAAUCUGGGAAGGUCACAGCUAUAGGGUAUUAAUGGUGGGUUGUUGUAUUCAGAUAAAACUUGUUAGCCAUGCACUUAAACCUCAUUGAUUUUUCAAUCGGAUAGAGAGGUGCCUAUCUCCAUUUGGGCAGUGCUCAUUGUAAAUAGAAAACUUGUGGGGCAGCAUAGCAGGAAGGGUGUAUAUGACACUUCCCUAGAAUCAGCCUAAUGAUGUGUUUGAUGGCAAACACUCAUACUGGUGUGUCUGCCAAAAUAACAUUGUGUUUCCUGAUUCACAUUGGUGUUGCAGCUAGUAUUCAUGUGGCUGUUUAGCUUUUCCAUAAAGCCAAUGAGUGUUAAGCACAAGAAUGUUGUCACCACUGCCAUGUUCACUCUUGCAAGGGGAUGAGGUGGGCUGAUAAAAAGAAUAAUGAAAAUGUGCUUUCGAGGAGUGUGGCUGGUGAUUGUUAUAUCCCAAGGCAGCUAUCUUGGGACUAAGCUUUUAAGCAGUUAUUAUCAAAUUUGUUUUACCAAUCGUGACUGUUAUUAUUAUCUUGAUAGCAUAUAAUUUUCUGUUUUGCAUGUAAGCUUUUUUCCCUUGUUCUAUUCAGUACUGGAAAAAAAAUGAAACAAACCCCGAGUUUUGCCCAGGAAAGUUGUUUUGUUAACAAAAUAACUCCAGUUUUACUCCCACCUAAAAUAUUGGAACUCUGGAUCAGAGUAAACUGUGGUUUACUGUUGUAAAUCAUCUAGAUUUCUGAUCCACAACUAGCAUAUGCUUUCCCUACCCUUCAAUUUUGCAUUCCCAGGCAGGCUGCAAAAACCGGUUAAUCCACCCGAGGCGAGCUUCCAUUUAUGCUUUGUUGGCUGCCAUAAUACCUUGCAUUGGCCUAUUGAUUGGUAAAAAUGAGGGCAGCACCCAAAAUAGAAAUCAGAGAGAGAGAGACGGAGAGAAACAAUCUGUAGGAAGGGGGAAAAUAAUCAAGGUUUCCAUUUGAAAUGCAUUAGGUAUUUUCUACUUUUGUUCCAGAACAAACUUUAAGAUUUGCCUCUUAAAAAAAAAAUCUUCAUUAAAAAUGUUUUCCCAGAUUCUGCAAAUUAAAGAGGCAUACCCAAGAAGCACCAUCAAUUAGGAACCCAAUAAAAUGAACUAAAUUGGACAAGAGCACUUUCCACACUCUUGAACACUCUUGAUCUAGCUCUGAGGGCCUUCUGCCGAUUCCCUGUGAGAAGUAAGGUUACAGGGAACCAGGCUGAGGGUCUUCUGUGGAAUGCCCUUCCAUCAGAUGU
Messenger RNA from Lacerta agilis (Sand lizard), 4837 nucleotides. RefSeq names its product POF1B actin binding protein (gene POF1B). The transcript is spliced from 15 exons. NCBI's taxonomy places the organism in Eukaryota, Metazoa, Chordata, Lepidosauria, Squamata, Lacertidae. Gene Ontology annotation, molecular function: actin filament binding. Bases 300 to 2294 code for a protein of 664 amino acids. Gene Ontology annotation, cellular component: bicellular tight junction; actin filament; adherens junction. The record is from RefSeq and is a predicted model, not a curated record. Gene Ontology annotation, biological process: actin filament organization; bicellular tight junction assembly; epithelial cell morphogenesis.